AUGGGAAGAUCGGAACCUCCAUUCAUUUAUGAUCGUCCAGCUACGAACAGCUUCUACGGUCCAACCGAUUUCAACCCCAAGGCUGUGACAGAGGCAAGCCGCCGACCUCCACCACCCAGACCUAUUGUCAAGGGCCCGUUGGUGAACAUCAAUCGCCACCCGGAUACAUGGGGAAGCCCUGAACUAAGCUCAGAAUGGACCCCCAUGAGCUCUCGCACGAAGAACGCAGUCGUGUAUAUCCGACGUGUACAGCUGGUUCUUAGGAUUUUUGCUUUUACUGGAGCUUUGGGAUCUCUCUUUUGCUCCAUCGUGAUGACGAAUGUCGCGACAACCAUAAUUUGGAUUCUCCGAGUCGCGCCCGGUGUCGCAAUUUUACAUACACUUUACGCGAUUUACCACCUUUGCCGAUCUCCUAUCAACCGUCCUCCUGCUUCACAGGCAAGCUACGCAGUGUUUGCUUCAACUCUGGAUGCGGGCUUGGUCCCAUUCUACGUCUUCACGGCGUACAUGGCCCACGGGGAAUGGAUCACCGGAACAUAUCGAUGGGGUAAUCUUUUCAAUGACGCAUCUUUGACUGUAAAGCUCGCCGAGGCUACGUUCAUUUGUGCCGUUGUCAGUGGAGGCUUGCACCUCAUCUCGCUUUCGAUCUCGGUCUUCUUGGCUGUCAUGUUCCACAAGAUCUCCCAGCUACCACCGGACAUGAACCCACUCGAGGACAAUCUCACUGCGCGUCCUCGCAAAACUCGUAAAGAGCUUGAGAUUGAGGAGAAGCAUCUGAGCGCGUCUACCUUCAAUUCCAGCCUCGAAGAUCCGCUCAUCGGUCCGCCCCGCUCGAUGCCUUUCAUGCAUACCCGCGGAGAGUCUUUUGCUAGUGAUCCAAAUCGAGGCUCUGUGGAUGGAGUGAACAUGAAGCGCCAGUCUGUGAUAUCGGUGCAUAGCCAUCGUGUGCCUUACAUGGAGCCGCCUAGCCCGCACAUGUCCUUUCAGCAUCCAGCUAAUCAGUCGUACGAUCUUCUCCCAGAAACCCAUGUUGCUCCAGAAUAUCACCACGUGCCCAUGGGAUCUCCAGAGAUUGUGGAUGCUGCGAUCGGCAAUCGUCGUCUUGCAUCUCGGACUGCAGAGAGAUCGAACUCGGUUAGCCCCGUGUCUGGCAACUGGAUCGUUUACCCCGAAGACACCGAGGAGACAAAUAACGGCGCGGCACCUGAUGUUCGACAAUCUUCUUCUGUCUACAGCCAGCGUACAAUCUCCACCACCACUUCAAAGGGCGUGAAUAAUUUCCGUGACUGGUUCGCUUAUGGCCAGAAAUCUCCGAACGUUGGAAUCGCUAUUCCAGAAGACACACGCGGCGAGUAUUCGUCUCUGGCAACGCGUGAGUACUAUGGAAUCGAAGACGACGAAGACAAGCGGGAGCUCGAUCUCGGUGAUCGGCAAUUCAACAUCUUUCCUGACCCAGAGGAGUAUGACCACGACCGUGACCAGGACGAGGCAACCUCGCGCGAUCUCCCCUUCAACCCACUUAUGCUCAAUCCUCCUACCCCUCAACCGAUUCUGACCAACAGCGUUGAAAACACCGACCCCGUCCGUCGAGACGCAUUGGUGGACUCCUCGGCUGUGCCGAACCAGACCCAGACUCCCUCGACUACGAAUCCUCAGGACUCGCCGAGAUCACCACGCUCCCCGACUGCUCGUGCCAGAUUCUAUGGCAAUCUGAACGAGGAAGGCAAGCCUGGUCUUGACAUGUCCCGACACGUCAGUCACCAAGAGGCGGAGCUUACUCAGAAGCCUACAAAACUGGUGAAGAAGUCGCGCAGUAAGAAAGCAACCGCCUAUCAGUCUUUGAAGAAAGAUGAUAGCGGGGACGAGGGACAAGGCAAAUCCCCCAACCUCACCGAAGGAGACCGCAAGGGACGUGUUGUGAGCAACUCUGGCGCCGACAUUGGCCGACCUGUUAUGGGCAACAGUGGCGGAGCUCCAAUGUCCUCGUACGGAAGCUACAUCGCCGGCCUAGGCGUUGGUCGGCGCCGUGACGUGAGUGGAAAAGUGGCCGAAGAAGGUCGCAGUUUGAAUAUGAUUGAUGAGUCUACGAGCCAAGCCCAGAGCUCCGAUCAGAAACCAGAGUCAGCACGAGCUGCAGGUUGGGCGCGCUUUGCAGGCCUGUAA
Messenger RNA from Penicillium diatomitis, 2163 nucleotides. RefSeq lists its product as uncharacterized. Lineage: Eukaryota; Fungi; Ascomycota; Eurotiomycetes; Eurotiales; Aspergillaceae. The record is from RefSeq and is a predicted model, not a curated record. Bases 1 to 2163 code for a protein of 720 amino acids. The transcript is spliced from 3 exons.